This is a messenger RNA of Leptopilina heterotoma, 1810 nucleotides long. RefSeq names its product tyrosine aminotransferase (gene Tat). The record is from RefSeq and is a predicted model, not a curated record. The coding region runs from base 351 to 1643 and encodes 430 amino acids. The transcript has 11 exons. Gene Ontology annotation, biological process: aromatic amino acid metabolic process; biosynthetic process. Gene Ontology annotation, molecular function: pyridoxal phosphate binding; L-tyrosine:2-oxoglutarate transaminase activity. NCBI's taxonomy places the organism in Eukaryota, Metazoa, Arthropoda, Insecta, Hymenoptera, Figitidae.
UUAGUUUAGUAUUCAGAAAGCAACCUUCCUAUAUAUAUUUACACUAAUUUUUUUUCGAUUGUGUUUAUUUGUUUUUUUAAUAUUAAAAUUCACAAAAUAUUUUUUGAAUUUCGAUUAUCAACAAUUUAUUUUUGUGACAAUUUUUUUUUCUCUUCGAUUUUUUAAUAGAGAAAAAAAAAUUUUUUUGAACAAGUUUAUUUUGUAUUGCAAACGGGGGCUUCUAUUACAAAAAAUUGUAAAAAGUGCGAAAGCAAAAAAGAGAAAAGGUUUUUAAAUUCUUCUAUUUAAGAGAAUUGGAAUAAAUAUUUCAAAAUUAGGAAUAAUUUUGAAAAUUUCAUUUUUAUUCCAAGAUGUCUAAUAAUUUUGGUAGUUCGCGAGAAAAAUGGCGCGUACUGGCGUCGAAUAUUGCAAAGAGAACUCACAAUCCAAUAAGAUCUAUUGUGGAAAAUAUUGUUGUCGAUCCUAAUCCCAAUAAAAAAAUGAUUGCACUUUCUAUUGGUGAUCCAACGACGUUUGGGAAUUUAAAACCCGCAAAAGAGGUCAUUGAGGCAGUUCAAGAAAGUGUUAGCUCGCAAUUAUAUAAUGGAUAUGCGCCCUGUACAGGCUAUCAAGAAGCUCGAGAGGCGGUUGCUCAUUACAGUUCAAAUGAAUUUUUAAAAGUGGAUCCUCAGGAUGUAAUCCUUUGUAGUGGAUGUUCGUGCGCUCUGGAUCUCUGUAUUACAGCAGUGGCACGUGAAGGACAAAAUAUACUAAUUCCAAAACCGGGUUUCUCGAUAUAUCGAACACUCGCCGAGGGUCUUGGAAUUACAGUGAGAUCCUAUAAUCUAAGGCCCGAUCGUGCCUGGGAAAUUGAUCUCGACGAUUUAGAAUCGCAAAUCGAUGAAUCGACUGCUGCAAUUAUUGUAAAUAAUCCCUCGAAUCCCUGUGGCUCAGUUUUUAGUAAAAAUCAUCUUCUCGAUAUUCUUGACAUUGCUGCCAAAUAUUAUGUGCCAAUUAUUGCCGAUGAAAUAUACGAACACAUGGUUUUUCCCGGACGAAAAUACUAUUCUUUGGCAUCGUUAUCAACGGAAGUUCCGAUAUUAUCCUGCAGUGGCUUGACCAAAAGGUUUCUCGUACCUGGCUGGCGAAUGGGUUGGAUUAUUAUCAACGACCGGCAGAAUAUUUUAGGAAAAGAGAUUCGAAAAGGACUGAAUUGCUUAAGUCAGCGAAUAAUUGGCAGUAAUACGUUAAUUCAAGGAGCGCUUCCACGAAUUUUGAGCGAAACGCCGCAGAAUUAUUUCGAGGAGAUUAUACAAACUUUAUAUAAUCACUCCAAGUUGAUGUUUAAUUACAUCGUAAAUAUUCCCGGACUUAAACCAAUCAUGCCAGACGGCGCAAUGUACAUGAUGGUACAAAUAGAUCUGGAUUCAUUUCCGGAAUUUCAAUCAGAUCUUGAAUUCGUGCAACGAUUGUUAGCAGAGGAAUCAGUGUUUUGCCUUCCUGGAAAGUGUUUCGAUUAUCCUUCGUACAUAAGACUGGUAAUAUCUCCACCUAUAGACAUGUUGGAAGAGGCAUGCAACAGAAUUGAACAAUUUUGCGUGAGGCAUCACAUCAAAACUUCUCACUCGACAAAUUCUCUAGACGAAAUUGUUAUUCCAUAUUAAGACUCAAAAUUAAGCUAUUUUCAUCGAACUAAAUAAAUUCUAUUAUUUAAGUUUGUAAAUAGUUUGUAAACAAUUUUAAAUAGUCGUACGAUUAAAGAUAAGACUGUUUUAUUCUACAUAAAAUAUGUUCUACCAUUUUUUCAUUCUCUCCACCAAACAAAAACUAU